GCCGGGAGAGAGGCGGAGCGAGGGCGGUGCUCCUGCCGAGCUUCUGCCGCCCGCCGCGCCGUGCUGUGCCGGCUGUAAAGGGCGGAGAGCCCGCUGCUCCCCGCCAUGUCCAGGCACGUUUUCCUGACGGGACCCCCAGGGAUUGGAAAGACUACUUUGAUCCAGAAAGUCACUCAAGCACUAAAAUCCUCAGACGUUCCCAUUGAUGGAUUUUACACAGAGGAAGUUAAAGAAGGUGGCAGAAGAAGAGGAUUUGAUGUUGUCACUUUAUCUGGAAAACGAGGUCCUUUAUCUAGAGUUAGUUCUGAUUCUUCUGCUUCAAGACGUGAAUGUCGUGUUGGACAAUACGUUGUAGACGUUGCUUCAUUUGAACAGUUGGUUCUGCCUGUGCUGAGAAAUGUAAACCAGGGCAGUGAUGCAGAGAAAAAGAUUUGCGUCAUAGAUGAGAUUGGUAAAAUGGAACUCUUCAGCCAGGCUUUUAUUCAAGCUGUUCGUCAAAUGCUGGCUGGCUCUGGGACCGUGGUACUUGGAACUAUUCCCAUACCUAAGGGAAAGCCACUGGAUCUUGUUGAAGAAAUAAGAAGUAGGAGAGAUGUUGAAGUGUUCACUUUACAGAGAAAUUCUCAAAAACUUACCACAACAGAACUGCCUGUUCACUGGGAUACGUGUGAAGUUUCCUUAGCAUCUAUCAGUAAAGAAAACAGGAACAGCAUCUUGCAGGACAUCUUGGCAGCUGUGGAGUCAUGCAGACAAUGAAGACCUUUUCUUGCUUGUGCCCUGGAAAGAGAAAAGACACUCCCAGCAUUCGGAUAACUGUCUGUGGUUCUGACACUGUCCCUCCUUAGAUGGGAGGAGGGUUAAAGGACACAAUGGCCCUGUUCCCUGACAGCUCCAUUACACAGCUACUCUGGCCACAUUAAUUUGGAUAACAGUACAGCUUUCACAUCUGGGGAAAAGAGAAUUCUGAGAUCCCCUCCUUUAGGAAUAUACAGCUCUGGCCUGCUUUUCACAAUAAAAAGCUGUGUCCUCAAGGUAUUCAUAAUCCCCUCAUUAGUACAGGCAUCUGACUGUUGUCAGACAAGAAGGAUGAAGGGCUCCAAAUUCUGCCUGUACAGGACUUGCAACAAGAAAUGGAACUGUUGUGAAUGAAAUAUGUCUAGCUCCUGCCCCAGCAUUUACCAUUCAUUGCCUCUGGUAGCAGUGUCUGCUGCUCCUGCUUUACCCUGUUCUUUACUGAACACAGUAUAAAGCUGGAGACUCUUGGGUUAAAAAUCUAUCGGCCCAGAAUUUUUGAUGACAUAAAAUUAAUUCUUUCAUGCCCUUGCUUUAAUUUGCUGAACAAGGAGAGGAUACUGGCAAGUGUGACUUUUAACAUACCAAUAUAUUUGAAAUGGAGUUACUGGAAGGGAACAAGAACUUCAUUCAGAAAGGAGACUUAUAUGGAAGCCAAAAUCUAAAUUUAUUUUUUGAAAUGCAGGUAUUUAAACUAUGGAGCCUGGGAACUCCUGUAGUGGUUGCUUGAUGCUUUUUGUUGUCUGUUAAUUUUAAAUCCAAAGCAUUCUUAAGGCAUUGUUAGAUGGUUAGAUGGUGAAUGACUAAAGACCAAAGCACUUUCUUAGGUCUGUGUGCCACAGACUUUGGAGCAUAAGCCUCUCUGCUUUUACAUGCUGCAUACCUGACAAUUUCAGUGGAAUAAGUUAAGCUAUAAAAUACGCCGCCAAAUAAUAUUUCUUUCAAAUAAAUAGUUAUCAAAAUUCUCAGAAAUGUUAAAGGUCUGACUUUUAAACCUAAAAUGGAUAUAUUUGAUACUUAAGUAUAGGCAGGAAAGGGAAUUUCUUCAGGAGUGAUGAUGGCAGAGUUCACAUUUCUAAACUCCAGUUCAGGCAGUUUUGUUAGAGUUGCAUCACCUCGUGAUGUUUGUUCCUCAUAAGAGGAGGUAUAUUGCCCUGCUCAAUGCAUUCCAUAAUUAGACUGGAAAAAAAGAAUCUUCAGCUCUGCUAAGUUUUGAGCAGUGUGCUGAUGGGACCUUGUUUAGUGAGGGGAGUUAGUCACUGGAACAACUUACCCAAAAUGGAGGUGAAUUUUUCCUUCUCUGCUGUGAAUGAAACAUCAGCCUUUUAAACCAGAGGGUAUUUUUUGCCACUGACAUUAGUGGCUCUUGCUUUCUGCUGCCUGGCUCUAGAUUGGUGACUCUUUUUUUUUUGUUCUUGUUGCUGUUCUUUAAAUCCAUCUUCUGAGCUACACAGUGCUUUUAGGAGAAAUAAAGAGAAAUUUUGUGAUCUAUGUUCAGCAGGAGAUCCUAAAUGGUUUCAACAGUCAUUUCUGGCUUUUUUGUUCUGAGACAGUCCUAAAGAAAUGAUUUGCCUGUCCCAAAUAUGCACUGAGAAAGCAGUAUUAGCAACUGAAGUUAGCUUCUGUGUUUACUUCAGAGGUAAAAAAAAAAAUAAUGUAUUCUCUGGUCUUACAGUAGUAAAAUAUUUGGAAAGCCUUGACAGAACUGUAACAACAAACAGCAUUCACCAUUCCCCUGAUGGGCUAAUUUUACUAAUAGCACACAUUUGGUGAAAAUAACCUCUGAUGUAACAGCAAGAUUCCAGAUGACAAUAUUAGUGCACCUGCAGGUUUUAAUUGGUGCAAAAAAGAGGGGACUGUGAGGUACCAAUUAUUUUCUCAAAGCCUGAGAAUUGAGGACAUUUUUGGCAAGGAGGCUUGUAAUCCAACAUAAAUAGCACGCAGCGUGGAAUAAACAGGGCCUGUAUUAUUUAUCAUGCAUUAGACCAUUUCUGACUUGUAAUACUCUGAGAAGGCUGAAUGAGAGGUGAAUCUUUAACAUUGGACCUACUGCAAAGUUAAUUAUAAGUAAUAUGUCUGUCUUGCAGAUUUCAGGUUGUACAAGCAGUAGUGAAAUGCUGUAAAUACCAGCUCCCGGUCCAGGGAGCAAUCUAAAAAUGGCAAUAAUUGGGUAGUUUAAAAAA
Molecule: messenger RNA, 2975 nt
Organism: Meleagris gallopavo (turkey)
Lineage: Eukaryota; Metazoa; Chordata; Aves; Galliformes; Phasianidae
Gene: NTPCR
Product: nucleoside-triphosphatase, cancer-related
Molecular function (GO): ATP hydrolysis activity
Source: RefSeq, a predicted model, not a curated record